This is a messenger RNA of Boleophthalmus pectinirostris (great blue-spotted mudskipper), 2233 nucleotides long. RefSeq names its product interaction protein for cytohesin exchange factors 1 (gene ipcef1). The transcript is spliced from 11 exons. NCBI's taxonomy places the organism in Eukaryota, Metazoa, Chordata, Actinopteri, Gobiiformes, Gobiidae. The record is from RefSeq and is a predicted model, not a curated record. Bases 177 to 1562 code for a protein of 461 amino acids.
CAAAUCAAAUGUUAUUUCGAAAACACUUCAAACUUUUUAAUUUGUUAAAUGUCGCCAAGCGCUUAAUUUGAAUAAAACCAAGACGUCCCUAUCUUUUAAAAUGUAAAAUAGAAAACACCCAUUCAGAAAGCCCUGGGUUCACCUGAAACCGCCACAGCCGCGCUUUUCUGUUGGACAUGUUUGCCAGAAUUUGGUCAGAUUUUGAGCAGAAAUGUCGUGAGAAAUUACAGUCACUGCGUUUGUGGUGGAAGGCUGCCUUCCCCAUAUCUGUGUCCGCGCCUAUGGCUGCCGAUGACUACAACCCAGUCUCCCUCAGACACAAAUCAAAGAAAAAGACUCGAGGAGGCAAUGGUACAAUGAGCAGAAGGAGGAUCUCAGUCAAAGACCUUGGACAGCCAGAUCACCAGGGAUGGCUUUACAGGAAGAAAGAAUCGAAAGGCUUUCUGGGGAUUAAGUGGAAGAAAUAUUGGUUUGUUCUCAAAAAGACUGCACUCUACUGGUACAACAAUCAGCUGGCUGAAAAGGCUGAGGGAUAUAUUGACCUCACCAACUUCAUGAUCGACAGAGCCAUAGAAUGCAAAAAGAAACAUGCCUUCAAAGCCUGUCAUCCAAGGGUCAUGAUGUUCUACUUUGCUGCUGAGAGCCAUGAUGAAAUGACUCUAUGGUUGAAUAAGCUGGGGUUAGCUUCCAUUCAUUAUGAGCCAGCGGAACAACACACAGUAGCUGAAUGUUAUAGUGAAGCUAGUGACCACGAAGAGACUGAGACCCCUGAAAUCCCUCCUCCUCCGUACUAUGAGGAAACGUUACAGGACCGCGUCGAUGCCUCUUCUCCACCUGGAAGUACAAAUCAAGGGACACUUCCUCCACCAUACUCCUCCACCGCACCAAGUGAAGCUAAUGGUUCCCUGUCCACCCCUGUCAGUACUAUGACCUCUCAGGACUCCGCCUCCUCACUGGUCAAACAGCGGCAGUCGUGGAUGGACUUGGUCACUCAGGCAUCUCCUUCUACUACUGAGACGGCAAUAGUGUGCUCUGUGCAAGUACACACACAGCAUGAAGAGGAGGAGGAACAAGAAGAAGAGGCCAUAACUCCACAGCCUAAAGCAGGGUCUGAAGCAGAGGGUCCAGAGAAUAAAGAGGAACCAGAGAAUACAGGAAAUCAUGAAGCUGAAGAAGACCAUAUGCUUUCAGAUGAGUUGGAGAAGCUGUACAUACACCUCAAAGAAGCAAGCCUUUCACCAAUUGGAGACCGCAAACCAUCCACAAAAAGGGAAUUCCGGGCAUCCUUCAUAAAACGGUCCAAAAAUCAUACAGUUAAUGAUAAACUUCACCUCAUUAGGACUCUAAACAGCACAUUGAAGUCGAAAGAAGCAGAUCUUCAGGUCUUGGAGCAGUUGCUAAUGGAUCCACAGCUCACUGCAGAGAAGUUCAGAGAAUGGAAAGAUGCCAAUGCACCUCUAAUGCAGGAAAUCUGCUGCAAAAGUGACCAGCAGGGGACGCCAGAGGACACAAACUCUGAAACAUCUGAGGUUUCCACUUCACUGGUUGAAACUAGUUUAUAAGGACUAAAGAAGCUAAAUAUGGACAUUUAUUGUUUACAUGCACUGCUGUAAUAUGAAAAACUACUGUUACUCCCCCUCAUAUGAAUACAUUUAUGAAGAAAUUGUACAUAAGUUACUUUUUUAGGUAAAUGUGAAUGUUUUUUGUAUUUACCUGCUUUUUUUGUUUUAUAUUUGUUUCUUACUGUCUAGUACAUGUUUUAAAGUGUCCCUUUUUUCUUUUUUACUGGUUUUAUUGUAUUAUGGGUGCUAUGCACUGACUAAACCACAUUACCAUGAAUAUCUGUGUCUCCCUAAACAUUGUUGCCUUGGUGUUAAAAUAUUGCAGAGCAACACAGUCUGCACAAACAACAUUAAACAUUUGCCAUGAUUUUAAAAUCAUAUUCUUAUCUUCUUCAACAUAUGUACAAUAGGCUAAUACUUAUUGCAGUUGUAUUGCCUAAGAUCUCAUGCAUGUUUCUUUAGCCACGGCUGCCUGAGGGUGAUGGAAACAAGACAGAUAAUUUACAUGUUGGUCCCUCUGUCCACCACCAAUCACAUUGUAAAAACAAUGUGCCCUGGGAUUUAAACUUUGAGUUUGGGUCCUCUACAGUAGUCUUUACCAACCAUGGAUUGGUUUCAGAUUUUUAAAUGUUUAAAUUGAAUAGUAUUUAAAUAAAAAUGUUUGUAGUAAA